UUGAGAACUUGCUGCAGAUCAAUGAGUUUAGAGAGUGUGUGAUGGAGGAAGGAGGAGAGAAAAGAAAGCAAAAGCUGAGGAUAGUGUUAGUUCCAUGGGUAUUCCAAGGUCACAUAAACCCAAUGUUCUUGCUAGCUUCCAUUCUCCAUGAAAAGGGUUUCUCUAUUACACUGGCCCACGCCGAAUUCACCCCUAUUGACCCUACUUCUCACCCGCACUUCUCCUUCAUACCUCUCCCCGACGGAUUCUCCGGCCCUGACGUCGGCAUCUCUUUCGGAUCAUUCCUAAACUUCCAUUCCGCUAUCAACACCAAGAUCGAGUCGCUCCUGCUCGACCGCUUGGGUCGGGAAAUCGAUGAUGAAUCCGGCGCCGAGAAGAUUGCAUGCAUCAUUUACGACACCAUCUUCUGCAACGUCGAAUCAGCCGCACAUCGUCUUGGCAUUCCAAGUGUUUCCCUGCAUACCAGCAGCGCUACCUGCUUACGGGUUCAUCUUAAUUUACCAGAUCUUCAAUCUUACAUCCCAAUUCCAGAUGGGUUUGGAGACGAAAUAGCGCCUGGGCUUGAUCCACUCAGAUUCAAAGACUUGGACAUCCUUCUCGCUCCGCAUGUGCAAGAGAUGCUACCAUUCGUCGCCAAAACAUCCAAUGUCACCACGGCCGCCGCCGUCAUUCUCAACACUGGCUCUUGUCUAGAGCAAGCCUCCCUUGAAGAAAUCAAAAAGAAAUGCGGCGGCGGUGGUGCUAUACCCGUCUUCGCCCCGGGACCUCUCUUCAAACUUGCUCCUUCUGCCUCCGCCAGUUCAUCCCUCUUGGAGGAGAACACCGACUGCCUGAAGUGGCUCGACAGACAAGCUCCCGACUCUGUUAUCUACAUCAGUAUGGGGAGUCUGGUCAGGAUAGAAACAGAUGAAUUUAAAGAGCUGGCUCACGCGCUGGCCGACUCCGAACAACCCUUCUUGUGGGUGGUUCGACCCGAUUUGUUACAGGGAGAGGCUGGAACGACUGCGGCCGUGAUUGAACGGUUACCGGAGAAAGUGAAACGAGUGAUUUUGGAAGAGGAAAGAGGGAUGGUUGUAGAAUGGGCACCGCAAAAGGAGGUGCUGGCGCACAAGGCGGUUGGAGGGUUCUUGAGUCAUUGCGGUUGGAGCUCGACUGUGGAGAGUAUGGGCGAAGGGGUGCCGAUGAUUUGCAGGCCGGGUUUUGGAGAUCAAUGGGUGAAUGCGAGGUAUGUUAGCGCCGUUUGGGGGGCGGGUCUGGAAUUGGGCGGCGGGAAUCGGAAGGCGUUGGAGAGGGGGGAGAUAGAGGCGGCGAUCAAGAAGGUGAUGAGUGGUAAAUUAGGGGAGGAGAUGAGGAAGAAGGCUGGAGAUAUGAAGUCGAAAAUUGAAUCCUCGAUUGUCAAAGGAGGAUCUUCUUACAAUGAUUUGGAUUCUUUUGUCCAAUUCAUCUUGUCACUACAGCAGCCUAAUUAGUUUUCCUAAUCCAAUCAUAUCAUGUUUUUUCUCUUAACAUAUCUUGAUGUUUGCUUAUUAUGAAUAAAUUUGUAUGCUUUUAAUUUCCAA
Messenger RNA from Impatiens glandulifera, 1559 nucleotides. Its product is annotated as UDP-glucose iridoid glucosyltransferase-like. Gene Ontology annotation, molecular function: UDP-glycosyltransferase activity. Lineage: Eukaryota; Viridiplantae; Streptophyta; Magnoliopsida; Ericales; Balsaminaceae. The transcript has a single exon. The record is from RefSeq and is a predicted model, not a curated record. Bases 42 to 1469 code for a protein of 475 amino acids.